GUGAAUAUUUGGCAUCGUAGGGACGCUGGAAGGAAGCGAAAGUAGUGCCUUUAAUUAAAUAUGUGGUUGUUGUUUGAGUGUAAUUUGUGAGAACAGAUUUGAUUAGCAGUUAACGAGGUGCAUCUGGUUAGUGCCGUUCGGUUGAACUCGUUUUGUCAGUAUUUGGUGUGAAAAAGGUGACAAACUAUGAAGAGGAGUUCGGACCGGGAUACACCUCCAAGAAGCAAGAGAUCAAGAUCGAGUAUUGGGAGGUAUGACGAUAGCUCCGACGAGCGGAUUACACCAGAAAGGAUAAGAAGAAGAAGUCGCGGCAGAUCUCCAAGCCCCAGGGGUCGAUACCCCUCGGAAAGCUCACACAGAGACGAUUAUGGACGAUCAAGAGAUGUGUCCGAGAGAUCAUAUCCUAGUUAUAAGGUUUUGUGUGUUAGUGCAUUGCAUCCGAAAGCUAGUGACGACGUAAUUAAAGAUACAUUAUAUCGCGAGUAUAAAAAAUUUGGUGAACUGAGUGUAAGGAUAUCACAUGAUCUUGAUGAGCGAGUUGCAUACGUCUGCUUUAGAAGUUCAGAAGAUGCUCGUGACGCUAAGCAUAGUAAGCCUCGAAUUAUUCUUUUUGAUAAAGUGGCAUUAGUGGAACCUGUGUAUGAUAGCAGAAGUUCAAGCGAUUUAUAUAGAAGAGGACCAAGCAGGCAGAGAAGCAUUAGUCCUGAGUAUGACAGAUACUAUCAUCAGAGAUCACGAUCUCCGGGGCCAGAGAGGCACAGACAGAGUGAAAGUAGUAGGUAUGAGAGAUCAUAUGGUCCACCUCCUGGUAUUCCUCAUCGUGAAUUUCGUAGAGAAGGCCCCCCUCCACCACAUCAUGAUUUUAUGAGAGCACCAGUGCACCAUGGCCCACCUCAUAUUCCUCCGGGUCCACCACAUCAUUAUGGUCCACCAAGGCAUAUGGUUCCAGGAGGUUUCAAGCCCCAUCCCCAUUUUGAAAAAUUUGAAAACAAAAAAGAUAAAUUUCCUAACUAUUUACAUCACGUUCCUCCAGAAGAUGACCCUCUAGCCACUAGAACAUUGUUUGCUGGAAAUUUAGAGAUAAACAUAUCUGAAGAAGAGUUGCGUAGGAUAUUUGGACGUUAUGGCAUUGUGGAAGAUGUUGAUAUUAAACGUCCACCACCAGGAACAGGCAAUGCAUAUGCAUUUGUUCGCUUUCAGAAUUUGGACAUGGCACAUAGGUCGAAAGUAGAACUUUCUGGUCAGUAUAUUGGAAAGUUCCAGUGUAAAAUUGGCUAUGGUAAGGCAAAUCCAACAACUAGAAUUUGGAUUGGAGGUCUUGGUCCUUGGACAUCGAUAUCCCAGUUAGAAAGAGAAUUUGAUAGGUUUGGUGCCAUAAAGAAAAUAGACUACGUGAAAGGAGAUACAAAUGCAUAUAUCCUUUAUGAUUCUAUCGAUGCAGCUACUGCUGCUGUCAAAGAAAUGCGUGGAUUUCCCCUUGGUGGUCCAGAACACAGAUUACGUGCAGAUUUUGCCGAUGUAGUGCCUACUUACACUAAUUACAAACCUAGACCUUUUCCUGAAGAAAUACCAGCUGGGGGAGAUUUUAGGAACAGAGUUCCUGGACGUGAUGAAUUUGGAAGCUAUGAGCCUGUCUAUGAACCAUGGCCUGAAGGUGACUUUGGUUAUGGACCACCACGAGGUGGUGGCUUCAGGGGAAGAGGUAUGCCAUGGCAUGAUAGAAGGGGUGGAGGUAGGGGAGCAUUUCGUGGAGGUGGAUUCCCAGCUGAUACUUACAGUGCUGAAUGGACAGGUAGACGACCAUUACCAGAGAUAGAGUACGAAAUGCCCACUCAGCCGAGACGUGCAGGUUCUGCUGAACCAGGGGUUGACAGAUCAGGUUCCCACUCCCCACGAAGACAUUCUGUUGAGAGUGAUUCUGGUUCAGACGGUCGUAGAAAUGGAAUGCUAGGUAGUGCUCGAACAUUGCCUGAGCUUGCCAGGAAAUGUAUUGCAAUGUGGCAGGGUGCACUAAUCUUGAAAAAUUCGCUUUUCCCUGCAAAAUUUCAUUUGACUGAUGGUGACACGGAAAUUGUGACCACUUUGCUAAAAGAUGAGGAGGGGAAGAAUCAUCUCAGAAUCACACAACGCUUACGCUUAGAUCAGCCAAAACUAGAGGAUGUAUCAAAGCGAAUUUCAUCUUCAAGUUCACAUGCAAUUUUCUUAGGUUUGUCAGGAUCUACAAAUCAAGUGGCAGCUGAGGAUACUUCUGUGCAGACUAGACCGUUGAGAAACUUAGUUUCAUACUUAAAACAAAAGGAAGCUGCUGGUGUUAUAUCCCUUCUCAAUAAGGACACUGAGGCUACUGGUGUAUUGUACGCUUUUCCUCCUUGCCCAUUUUCAACCGAGUUGUUGAAACGAACAGCCCCAAAUCUUUCAGAGGAAGGACUGAAAGAAGAUCAUUUAGUUAUAGUAGUUGUAAGAGGUGGAAAUGCAUAAUGUACAACAUUACUCCAUGUAAAAGUUUGACAGUUUCAGAUCUUGCUCUUUGCUUUGGCAUAUUGUUGGUAUAUGCAUGCUGAGGCUAUCAUGAAAGAUUAUCAUUUCAUAGUAUCUUGUGCUCUAUGUAGAUCUUUCUCAAAAAAUUAAUGGCAUAUAUGUGCUCAUAUUAUGGUAUUAUUAUGUACCAUUAAGACUUAAGAACUCUGGCAGCUCAACAGUGACUGCUUAAUAUAGAAAUCAGCGUGGCUAGUGUGUUUUAAAAACAUAUUUACAAUACCGAUAUUGGUAGUGGUGGAAACAGUGCAGUACAUAGGAGCCAGAGUUGUAUUGUUGUGUAAGAGUUGACCAAGUUUCUUUUUCUUUUUUCUUUCUUUUUUUUCAUGUUCUGUUUUUUUGUAUUUGCAGCUUCUUCAGCAUAGGAUAACGUAGUUUGUAUGUUACAUGUUAAAUUGUAAUAUUAAGAUAUAUUAUUUUGUUUUACUUUUUUAAUUUUUUUUGGUUAUAUCUCUGAAUGUAUAUUUUCAAACCUUAAAUUAAAAACCUGCAAGCAAUUCUGUACACAUCUAGUAAAAUUUUGUGGUGUAAGAUGUCCAAAGGUACGGGGUAGAGACAUAAUCACUGUACGCAUAGGCUAGAUGUUGUGGUUCAUAUUAAUUAAAUUUUUGUGACAGAUUGUGGAGUGAGUAUUUGUGUGAUGUGGUAACACAAUUGAUUUGAUACAGAACUGUGCCAAGUGCUGUGAGCUGCAGUUCAGUGAGACAUUGUUGGACCCUGUAUCUUCAUCUAUCUAGUGUUUUGUGUUAGUGCAUUGUGGCAAGUGUAACAGUGAAUGUGUAAACAGUUGUUACAAUGCUCAGCUUGAAUCACGUAUUUGUCAGUGUAUUACAUUUCCUCAAAGUAAAAGUUAUGUGUAUUUCAGAGUAUGAAAGUAUGCUGUAACAUUUAACCCUGAGCAAAGUGUGAAGUGUGUGUGUGUCUGUGUGAAACCCAAGAAUGUGACAAAUAGAAUUUCUUGCAGUCCAA
Schistocerca americana (American grasshopper) is the source of this 3504-nucleotide messenger RNA. It is a transcript of the gene nito, whose product is annotated as RNA-binding protein spenito. Gene Ontology annotation, molecular function: mRNA binding. NCBI's taxonomy places the organism in Eukaryota, Metazoa, Arthropoda, Insecta, Orthoptera, Acrididae. The transcript has 2 exons. The record is from RefSeq and is a predicted model, not a curated record. Gene Ontology annotation, cellular component: nucleus. Bases 187 to 2478 code for a protein of 763 amino acids. Gene Ontology annotation, biological process: regulation of alternative mRNA splicing, via spliceosome.